CAUAAUGCACUCCCCGAUCAUCAGCGGGAAACCAAAAUGGCGAAUGUGUUGGGGGAAAAUGAACCGUUUGUUAUCUUCUGAAGAAGGCACGAGCCCCGCAAGUUUCCGCGAUAUACUUUGAAAUAAAAACACCGGCGGAAGAAGAAGGACGACAGCGGCCAUUCCUAUUUAGUUUUUUUUACUGUACGAGUCGUUUGUAGAAGCGGAGGUGACCGAAUGAGAGACUCCGGGGUUGUGGAUCACCUGUCUGUCCAUCACAGAGCUCUCCCACAGCGGCAGCAGCAGGCUGUGUCCUUGUCCCCCACAAGCCUCUCUGCUAGGGGAGAGUAUGGAGAGGACAGCAUGUCUGACAGGUUCACAGAGGGACAGGACGUCUUGGCCCGGUGGUCAGAUGGCUUGUUCUACUUGGGGACAAUCACGAAGAUAGAUCGAGACAAGCAGCGAUGCUUUGUGGUUUUUGAGGAUCGGUCCAAGUCUUGGGUUCUGUGGAAGGAUAUCCAGACAGGGGAUGAAGAUGAUGACGAGGAUGAUGACGAUGACAUUGUGUGCUCUAUAUGCCAGGAUGAAACUUCAGAUGAACCCAAUGAAAUUGUCAUUUGUGACAAGUGUGGACAAGGCUACCAUCAGCUGUGCCACUCUCCCAUCAUAGAUGCCUCGGUCAUUGACUCAGAUGACAAGUGGCUGUGCUCAGAGUGUGAGCUCACUUCUAUACCUAAGAGGGGCGGUGCACACAUUAGGGGAUCGUCUGCCAAAGGCUUUCUGCAGCAGCAGCAGCAGCAGCAGCAGCAGCACAUGGAGCUGCACCUGUCCUUCCCAUACGCUCUGGAAGAACUGGUUUGGGAUCAAGGCCAUAAGACUAACAUCCAGCAGUGCUACUGCUACUGUGGAGGUCCAGGAGAUUGGUACCUGAAGAUGCUGCAGUGUAACGGGUGUCAGCAGUGGUUUCAUGAGGCGUGUCUCCAUUGCUUACAGAUGCCCAUGCUCUACGGAGAUAGGUUUUAUCUGUUUAUUUGUUCCGUUUGCCAUGGUGGACCAGAGUACCUCAGCAGACUGCCUCUCAGAUGGGAGGAUGUCGCACAUCUGAGUCUGUACAACUUGAGUGUGAUCCACAAAAAGAAGUACUUUGACUCCGAGAUGGACCUGAUGACUUAUAUCAAUGAUAACUGGGAUCUGCUGCAGCUGGGGGAGCUCGCCAACACUCCCAGAUCACAGCGAUAUGAAAGUGUUCUGGAGGCAUUAAACAACAACAGCAGCAUGUUUAUGUCGGGGAAGGAGGUUAAGAAAAAGAAGCACUUGUUUGGGUUGAGGAUCCGUUUCCCUCCUGCUCCCCCCAACUCUGAUGAGCCAACCAGCAGGGGGAUGGAGAGGGCUUCACAUGAGAUCACCAUCAAGGGAUGCAAGUCCACCAAGGGGCUAUCUGGGAUGAGAGCGUGCAGUACUUUAACUAAUGGCACAGAGAAGAAGAAGAAAAAAAAGAGGAAGCAAGGAGCACGUUCUCUGGCUAAACCACAACGCAGUGAACUCUUGCCCCAGGAAGUAAGAAAGUCUCUACCACUAGAGCCCCACACGUUGGAUCACUUAACCUCUAUCAAGAGUGAGAGGUCUCUGUUGUCUUCAAGAACCUCAGAUGUGGAGUCCACAGGAGCUCUGAGCACCACUGAAACUACCUCAACUAGCAUUUCAAGACAGUCCAGCCUCUGUAGCUCCAGCAAGAUGCACACCACAGCCUGCACCAUGCCUGUUUCCGCUCCACCCUUAAAAAGGAAACGUGGGCGGCCGCGAAGGGCCCUGCAGCCCCCCAACCCAGAGAUCCCCCCUCCUAGUCACGCAGACCCAAACCCCUCAGCUACGGAGAUGCUGAGCCCACUCCCGGGGCUUCACUCCACAGACAUAGUUCACGGCAUGGACCCCAACAGCCAGCUCUCCCACCUCAAGAGCUCCAUCAGCAGCUAUUUCGGAGCAGCAGGGCGGCUGGCUUGUGGGGAAAAGUAUAAAGUCCUGGCACGACGGGUCACCCUUGAUGGCAAGGUGCAGUACCUGGUGGAAUGGGAAGGGGUCACUGCCUCGUAGACCUGACAUCAUCACUUUUAACUUUUAACCAGCGCCUGCAAAAGGUUAAUGGCUGUGCUGAGGACAUGUGUGUACACAGCCUGUAUUCAGAGCAUUAAUUCAUAUAUGCCUUUGUUUAGUUUAGACAGGAGCAAGUUUUGCCUGCUAAGCUCACUGCAAAGCCUACCGGUUCAGUGCACAUUCAAACAUGUCUUUCCCUCAUUUCCUUUAAGAUUAAUUGAUUAAGAUGAGGCAUUGUCAUCAUGCCAUAACAUAUUUGUGUUUUUCUGCCUUCAUUAUUUUCUUUGAAUGUUUACAGCAAACCCCAUUUAUUCAGGGGCAAAUAACUGAUCAUUGAACUGAACCUGUAGGCUUUUAGUGAAUCAUUAUUAUACUUAUUUUUUAAUCCAGUGAUAUGCUUUUCAUUUCCAGAUGAGUUAACUUUGCGACCUACGUUUUUUUGACAGAAUGUAUUUGGUUGGCACUGAACCAUAUAUUUUGCAGAAUAAGAGAAAAAGGGGAUGUUUUGUUCAAAGAUUUUUCAUUAAUUUCACUACUGCAAUCAUGCAAUCAACAAUUCAUGUUUGGUUAACAUUUAUAUUCUUACUAAUCAGGUUUUGAAAAGUCUAUCCCCUCCUUUUCUAGUCCCAGCUAUGAGUACCUCUUGUUGUCUUGGGCAGACAUAUCCUUCAUUUGUGUUUUGUAAAGAGGAACUCAAAACAAAAGAGAUUUGCUGCUGCAAAUGUUUUAUUUUAUAUAGAAUUAUACUACGUUUAUUAUUAACUUUUCCACUUGUACUUUCUCGUAUGCCUUUUUUGUCAGGCGUUUUCUUCUUUUUGUAAAUUAUGGAUUGCACAUAUCAAAUUAUAUGUUAGGUCGUCAUCUCAUUCUGAAUAGACAAUUUGAACUUUUCAGCUCCUAAAAGGCAGCAUUUUCAUCUGUGAUGAUGUUCUUUAAAUCUCUUUCUUUAUUGAUCAUAGCUCCCAGUUUAAAUACAAACGAGAUUAUGAAAAAAUAAUAUCCCCAAAGUUAAAAAGAAAAAAUGGUGUAUAAAUGAUAAAUAUUCAGGAACCCAAGAGGACUAUAAGUAAAUUGUGUCCAUUCAAAAAAAAAAGAAAACCCUAUACAAAUUUUGUUUUCAUAGUAAAGAUUUGCAAUAAGCUCCACCGCCUUAGUCUAAGUGCAUAACCUUUAAAAUAUUUUGAUUUGAAAUUGAUUAAAAUGACUGUUAAAUGUUGACUGAAAUCUUAAAGGACCUAUUUAGAUUUUACUUUGUCUGAUCGUUAUUGAAAUAAAGUGCUGCAUAAGAUGAAUGUCGUUUACCCAGUUUCCACACAUAGAAUUCAUACGUUUUUUGCUUUUUUUUUUUGUUUUGCCUAUGCAAGUUAGUCCUCUACAAACGUGUUGUUUAGCCAUAUUUGGACCAUGCGGCUUAACAAAGUGGAGUUUCAGCAUUAUCUUUAAAAUUAUUGUGAUAAUUUGACUCAGUCAUUUAUUUUUUGUGAGAGGGGUGCAAAAAUGCACUUGGAUUUUGCUUUUACAGUCAAGUUCACCUUGUCUACACACUCAGGAUAUGCCCAAUAACUUCACUGUAUUGCCUAGACCCACAUUUGCAGCGUGACAGCAGGUUUAAGUUAUUUGCUCAGUGUUGUUGGUCAGUAUUUUUAUAUCAGGUCCUCCAUUUGUCACAUUACUUUGGACCAUCUGUAUGUAUGUAUGUAUGUUAGCUUUUUUCUUUCUAUGAGCAAAAUAACUUGUAGUCCAUUUUACUGCUACACUUGUUUAAACUGAGUAAGAAAACAAUCACUGGAAAACUAAUAUGCUGUAAUUCAUUGCAUGAGGUAAAUAUUCAGUUCUCUUUUUUGAGAUGUUUGUAUUUUUUGUUAAAAAUGGACAGAGCUUUUUGACAUUGAUACCUCUUCAUUAUAGGGAUGUAGUCAGUGCAUUUGAAGCUUCUCUCCUCAGUUAAACCAGUGUUCCAGCCAUCAUGUUGCUACCACUGGCUUCCAGCAGGCUUCAGUAGCCAAAGAACAUACAUGUAACGUCUGCUUUGUCUCUUGAGAUUCCUCUUAUUACAUUUUUAUACAUCAUUAUAUAGGUUGACGUGUUACUUCUGAACCUGUUUAGUCAAAGGAUAAAUAAAAGCUGA
Molecule: messenger RNA, 4198 nt
Organism: Plectropomus leopardus (leopard coralgrouper)
Lineage: Eukaryota; Metazoa; Chordata; Actinopteri; Perciformes; Serranidae
Gene: mtf2
Product: metal response element binding transcription factor 2
Biological process (GO): negative regulation of gene expression, epigenetic
Cellular component (GO): nucleus
Molecular function (GO): chromatin binding; DNA binding
Source: RefSeq, a predicted model, not a curated record